This is a messenger RNA of Raphanus sativus (radish), 1278 nucleotides long. RefSeq names its product NAC domain-containing protein 21/22. Gene Ontology annotation, biological process: regulation of DNA-templated transcription. The transcript has 2 exons. Bases 144 to 1100 code for a protein of 318 amino acids. NCBI's taxonomy places the organism in Eukaryota, Viridiplantae, Streptophyta, Magnoliopsida, Brassicales, Brassicaceae. Gene Ontology annotation, molecular function: DNA binding. The record is from RefSeq and is a predicted model, not a curated record.
AUGAUCACUAAUAAUCAUUAUUUUCCUCUCUCUCUCUUAAAUAAUUAUCCGCUAAUCAAAAAGAGCCUCAUCAAAUAUUAAAAACCUAAAAUCUAACCAUUCAGAGAGAGAGAGAGAGAGAGAGAGAGAGAGAGAGAGAAAGCAUGGAGUCGGAGGAGAAGAAGGAAAGUAGUAUAAGCACGGUGGAGGCAAAGUUGCCCCCAGGAUUCAGGUUUCACCCAAAAGAUGACGAGCUUGUCUGCGAUUACUUGAUGGCACGAUCGCUUGGUGACAAUAUAAAUCAAACUCCUCCUCCUCUCCUCUUGAUCCAAGUCGAUCUCAACAAGUGCGAGCCUUGGGACAUCCCCAAAACGGCAUGCGUGGGAGGGAAAGAUUGGUAUUUCUACAGCCAAAGAGAUAGGAAAUACGCGACGGGGCUGAGAACAAACAGAGCAACGGCCACCGGAUAUUGGAAAGCCACAGGGAAAGACAGAGCCAUUCUAAGAAAGAGUAAGCUUGUCGGGAUGAGGAAGACAUUGGUGUUCUAUCAAGGUCGAGCGCCCCGUGGUCGUAAAAGUGAUUGGGUCAUGCACGAGUUUCGUCUCCAGGGUUCCUUUGAUCCUCCUACUCUGAACUCUCCAGAGGUACAGGAAGACUGGGUCUUGUGCAGAGUGUUCCACAAGAACACAGAAGGAGUUUUAAGUAGAGACAACGUGGGAAGCUGUUUUGACGAGACAGCCUCCGCUUCUCUUCCUCCACUGAUGGAUUCUUACAUCAACUUUGACCAAGAGCCCUCUUCUUACCUCGGUGAUGAUCAGCACUUCAUCACCAAUGAGCAAGUGCCCUGCUUCUCCAAUUUGUCAAAGAACCAAACCCUAACCAACUCAGUCUCUGAACUCAAGAAGAACCCUAUCCCCUUGUUCACUGGUGGUUCAGCCCCCACCAGGCUCCCAGGGCUAGACUCAUUCUAUUCUUCAGAUCAGAUGGUUCUCAGAGCUCUGCUCAGCCAGCUCACUAAGAUCGAUGGAGGCAUUGAGGUUAAAGAAGCACAGAGUUAUGGGGAAGGUAGCUCCGAGAGCUUCUUGACCGACAUUGGCAUACCAAGCACUGCGUGGAAUUGAUGAUGGUCGAGUGUAGUAGUGCGAGUCAUUAUUGCUAUAUUCAUAUUCAUGAUUGGAACCAUUCUUCAAGGGGUGAGGAGUAAAGUGUGCGUGUCUGAUUGUACAAACAUUUCCCUCACUCUAGUACAACUCAUGUAAAAUACCACUUAAGACAUUAUUAUACAUAUGAAUUUCAUCA